UAAUUACUAAAAAAUGACUGAAAACCCUUUCGGACUUUUUCAACAUGAAUCUGGCAUUGAUUCACUGCAUGUGUCGCUGUGACUGACUGCAAAUAACUGAAGCGGAUUGUGGAAUGCCCCCUACUUGAAGACGUGGCGCAGUGAAGGUCGAAUCUGCCCUGUCAACAUCAUUAUGAAUUCUAUGAGUGGCUGCAUGAGUUGGGAGGCGCGAUUGUAUCUUCUAAUGUGAACAAGUGGAAUCCCACAAAUCCAUUAUAACUCUGUUACACUUGCACUAUUUGUUGACUUUGGGUCACUUCCUGCACAUUUUGGGGCAAUUCAGGGUCACUUCCUGAACAUUCUGGAUCAUUUCCUGUUGAUUUUAGGGAAUUCUAGUGUCAUUUUUUAGAUUCUGGUGAUUUUUUUUUCAGGUGACUUCCUGUUGCUAUCGGGGUUUUUUCCCCCCUUUAGAAAUUAGCGCGGCAGUUGGAAAUAAAUGAGGAUGUUUUUCCUCAAAUUUCGAUGGAACAGUACUUUUUUUGGCUUUUGUGCACCUUGAUUUCCAGAGUUUUUUGAUGUGCAAAGCAUGUGAAUUAAAAAGAAAUACUGUAUAUAGGAUGAGAUACAUUUUGAAAUGUGGAGAUUUCAACGUUUUUUUCCAUUGUAAAUUAAUUAAUGGGGCGUUUUUGUUUUUUUUGCUUUGCAAAGCAUCCCCACAUUUAGCUUAAGGGAGGGCAAACAAAUAUGACCAUUUACCGCCUAACUGAAAUCGAGUUCAAAGAGCAUGACGUCAGAACGGUCUCUUUGCUCUUUCAUCUCAACUCUGCAUAUAAGCAGUUCACGCCGCGUAUAAGAAAACUUUCAGAUGCACUACUGGAACGCGCACGACUCAGCCAAAGACAGUCGACUCAUCUGGACAAGAGUUUUUUGGACCAGCCAUGGCCAUGGAGCACCUUGCAUCUCAUCUUGUUGCAAACAUUGAAAAACUGGGAGACAUUCUUGAUGACCUGCUUGAGCAGUAUAUGGCGUUGAAACAGCAUGCACAACAGGUCAUGGAAAAGAUGCCUGAAGUCCCUGUGCCCCGGGUGCGGCAGGCCCCCAUCCCUGCGCCCCGCCUGCGAUGGGCCCCAGUCGCUGCCCCUCGGCUGUGGCAAGUCCCUGUCCCUGCACCCUGGUGGACCAAGGCUCCUGUCCCUACGCCCCAACUGCAAAAGGCUUUCCUUAUGCCGCAGCUGUCUGAGGCCGCAGUUCCUCUGCCCCGGCUGCAUCAGGCCCCAAUUCCUUUGCCCCGGCUGCAUCAGGCUCCAGUUCCUCUGCCCCGUCUGCGUCAGGAUCCAGUUCCGCUGUGCCAGGCCCCAAUUCCUCUGCCCAGGCUGCGCCAGGCCCCAGUUCCUGUGUCCUGGCUGCAGCAGGCCCCUGUAGCUGCACCACGGCUGCGUCAGGCCCCAGUUCCUCUUCCCAGGCUGCGUCAGGCCCCAGUUCCUCUGCACGGGCUGCGUCAGGCCCCGGCCCCACGGCUGUGUCAUUCCUUGGUUCCUGUGACUUGGCUGCAACAUGCCCUUGUCCCUGCUCCCCGACUGCCUAAGGCCCCUGUCGUUGCGCCCUGGCUGGGGCAAUCCCCUUUUCCUGUGCCACAGCCCGAGGUCCCCAUACCUGUGUCCCGGCUGCGACAGGCCCCCGUACCUGCGCCUCGACUGCAGCAAGCCUCUUUUACUGUGCCACAGCUACUGCAUGCCUCAGUCCCCGAACCCCAGCUGUGGCAGGCCCCCGUCCAGGCGCCCAAGCUAAUGCAGGCCCGCAUUUCCUCAUCCCAACUGCCCAGGACCCCUGUUCCUGUACCCCGGCUGCCUAGGAUGCCUAUCUCUGCACCCCCACUGUGUCAAACACAUCAAAACAGCUUUGUAUUUUCUAUUGUUUGAGAUAAAUUGGAAAUGAUUGUGUUCAAUGUGUAUAUAAUAUUGUAUUAAAUUGAUUACGAAUUGGUUACGUUUUGUUUAU
Corythoichthys intestinalis (scribbled pipefish) is the source of this 1977-nucleotide messenger RNA. Its product is annotated as skin secretory protein xP2-like. The record is from RefSeq and is a predicted model, not a curated record. NCBI's taxonomy places the organism in Eukaryota, Metazoa, Chordata, Actinopteri, Syngnathiformes, Syngnathidae. The coding region runs from base 918 to 1898 and encodes 326 amino acids. The transcript is spliced from 4 exons.